CCGUCAGGCUGUGUUGAUGUUUUGUGGAGUGGACGCUGCUGGAGAGAAGAAGAGAAGAAGAGGAGGAGGAAGAGGAGCCGCGUUUUGUUUUUGUUCAACUAAACCGUCGAAGAGAAGCCGCGUCGUUCAUCCCCGUCGGCCGCUUCGGUUCGUUGGGACUCUAAGGUCGGCGAUUGGAGCCAAACGGGCCGGAGCCGGAGGACGAAAACACCGAAACAUUUGAUCCAGAAAGGAGAGAAGCAAAGGGAGGACUCGUCACCCGCUGACCCGCUGCUGCCUCCUCUCACACACACACCGACACACAGCCAUGACGAUCCUCCCGAAGAAGAAGCCCAGCUCUGGGGUGGGUGUCUCGGACCACGCUGAUGACAGUCGGAGCGGCUCGGACCCGCACCAGCACCCGCACCCUCACGCGGGUCGCACCGGAGCCCGACCGAGAGCCUCCCCUCCGCCGUGGUCCUACCAGCCCGCUCCGCCCUCCGCUAGGGACGACCGGCGGAGCAUCGAGGCGAGCUCCCGGCCGCAGCAGGCCUCUCCGCCGCCCGUCGGCUCCUCCGCGUCCCCGGUGGGGCCGGGCGACGGCAGCGGAGGAGUGGGGAUGGGCAUGGUGAUGGUGGCCGGAGCCCGUGGGGAGCUCGUUGUGUCGGCUGGAGGCGGUGUCGGCUGCGGCGGAGGAGGUGGCGGAGGAGGAGGCGGCGGCAUCGGCAGCUGCUGCUCAGGGCCCGGGUUGAGCAAGAGACGGCGGCAGCAGGCAGGCACCUGCUCCGGUAGUAGUGGAGGAGGAGGUAGUGGUGGUGUAGUGGCGGCUCUGGCCGGAGGAGGCCAGCCCGGUGUGACCGGACCGGGAGGAGUCGGCUCCAGCCAGGAGACGGAGGAAGGAGCCGGGAACAACAGCGAGGACGAGUACGAGAACGCCGCCCGGCUGCAGUCCAUGGACCCGGCGACCGUGGAGCAGCAGGAGCACUGGUUUGAAAAAGCUCUGAGGGAAAAGAAAGGCUUUGUCAUCAAGAAGAUGAAGGAGGACGGAGCGUGUCUGUUCAGAGCCGUGGCUGACCAGGUGUACGGAGACCAGGACAUGCAUGAAGUGGUCAGGAAACACUGUAUGGACUACCUGAUGAAGAACGCCGACUAUUUCUCCAACUACGUGACAGAGGACUUCACCACAUACAUCAACAGGAAGAGGAAAAACAAUUGCCACGGCAACCACAUCGAGAUGCAGGCGAUGGCCGAGAUGUACAACAGGCCGGUGGAGGUGUACCAGUACAGCACAGAGCCAAUCAACACGUUCCACGGCAUCCACCAGAACAACGACGAGCCAAUCAGAGUGAGCUACCACCGCAACAUCCACUACAACUCAGUGGUGAACCCCAACAAGGCCACGAUCGGGGUCGGACUGGGACUGCCCGCCUUCAAACCAGGGAGGACCCCCCCACCCCAACCCCCCCGUCCUCAGUACGCGGAGCAGACGCUGAUGAAGUCGGCCAUCAAGACGUCAGAGGAGUCGUGGAUCGAGCAGCAGAUGUUGGAGGACAAGAAGAGAGCGACAGACUGGGAGGCGACCAACGAGGCCAUCGAGGAGCAAGUGGCCCGGGAGUCCUACCUGCAGUGGCUGCAGGACCAGGAGAAACAGGCCAGACAGCCCCGUAAGGCCACCGCAACCUGCAGUUCGGCGACAGCAGCGGCCUCCAGUGGACUGGACGACUGGAGCGCCCGGUCGCCACGGCAACGUGACUCCGACCCCUCCCACUCCCAUUCCCACUCCGACCUCCCGGCUGCCCCGUCGACCAACAACAAGCCUCCCUCCCCCGCCGGAGCCGCCCUCAUCCUGAGCAAACCGCCCUCGCCCUGCGCACCAGGUCCCAGUAAUCAGAGUCGUCAUCAUUUGGAGUACAGAGCCAUCAUGCAGGAGAUGUCACCUACAGCGUUUGGUCUGACAGACUGGGAGGACGAUGAGAUUCUGGCGUCGGUGCUGGCCGUCUCCCAGCAGGAGUACAUGGACAGCAUGAAACACCAGAGCUCCGCCGCCAUGCAUCGAGAGAGAGAGCCGUCACCCGACAGCAGCUGAUAGCCGGCCGACACACAACAACACACACAAACAACACAACGAUGACCUUUGACCCUCCCCAACCCCCCUUCACCUCUGACCCCCCAGAAGGAGAUCGACCAGGGAAAAAAAUAAAACAUCAAACAAAGAAAUGCACACUUGUUUUUUUCUGCAGACGUUUUAACUCAUCCGCUCAUCGUCUCCUCUUCCCUUCCUUCCUUCCCUGUUUCCUUCCCUCCUUUCCUCUCUGUCUCAUCUUUCCCAUGAUACCCUCCUUCCAGCCAAUACUUCACCUCAAGUCUUACUAUGUUUUAAAGCUAGUUCCUGCUAACACCGCUAACUGGUUAGCUUAGCUGUCUAUAGCAGAAUGGUUUCCCGCUCAUUCUCACUGCUCUCGUAGCUCCCACUGGCGGCCACUUUGUGUCGAGCAACACACUUUCCAUCUUCAUCUGGGGAAAAAUAUCUACAGCCAGCACUGACUUCACAGUCUGGAACACCUCCUCUCUCUUUCUCCUUGUUGUCCUCCUCCUCCUCCUCUUCCUCAACACCACCAUUACUUCCUUCAUCAUCAUCGUCAUCAUCAUCAUCAUCGGACUUAUUUAGCUGCAUGUUUAAUCGACCACGACCAAUAUCAUCAUAGAGAAAAAGCGACAAAUAAAAAAAGGAGAUAAAAAAA
Messenger RNA from Sebastes umbrosus (honeycomb rockfish), 2720 nucleotides. It is a transcript of the gene otud5a, whose product is annotated as OTU deubiquitinase 5a. Gene Ontology annotation, molecular function: K63-linked deubiquitinase activity; cysteine-type deubiquitinase activity. The record is from RefSeq and is a predicted model, not a curated record. The transcript is spliced from 9 exons. Lineage: Eukaryota; Metazoa; Chordata; Actinopteri; Perciformes; Sebastidae. Gene Ontology annotation, biological process: protein deubiquitination. The coding region runs from base 308 to 2065 and encodes 585 amino acids.